This is a messenger RNA of Uranotaenia lowii, 4100 nucleotides long. Its product is annotated as signal peptide peptidase-like 3. Gene Ontology annotation, biological process: membrane protein proteolysis. The coding region runs from base 1516 to 2733 and encodes 405 amino acids. Gene Ontology annotation, cellular component: cytoplasmic side of endoplasmic reticulum membrane; Golgi-associated vesicle membrane; lumenal side of endoplasmic reticulum membrane. The transcript is spliced from 8 exons. NCBI's taxonomy places the organism in Eukaryota, Metazoa, Arthropoda, Insecta, Diptera, Culicidae. The record is from RefSeq and is a predicted model, not a curated record. Gene Ontology annotation, molecular function: aspartic endopeptidase activity, intramembrane cleaving.
AAGUGAGGGAGAAAUAUCAGAGACACGGUCGGUCGUCUGCUGCUCUUACAACAUGUAGAGACUAGAGACUAUGUUGUGGUCUGGCCUCUGCUGGUGUGGUUUAUUCGGUUGUUUCGUUCGUUCGUUCAUUCGUCUCCGCGGACGGAGUUGGGAACUGAAGUUGUAACUGAAUUGGUGGAGUCGCGAGUUUUUGUAGCCUUGUGGACCCGUCAGUCAGUCAGUCACAGCCAGCCAGUAGUGGGUCUAUCCGUAGCCUACUGCUCUGUGCCGUCGGACGAGUUCGAAGUAGCGCGAUCGCCAUUGGGAAACCUUUUCAGGUCGUCGUCGUCGUCAUUGUUGCAAUCCAAUCUGUGAGUACGGACGGGAAGGAUUGUCCAUUAACGUACAGUAGACAACGGAUCCAUAGUCUCUCGAAAAACCCUUUUUCCAUCGACGGAUUUUUGUGUAAAGUUUGAGUGACCGAAAACAGGAAAAGAAAAAACAUAAGGCUUCUAAUUGGCCAUUUGCUGGUGUUUUCUUUUCGUCAUCCCCACCCUCGGGAAAAGGAAAAUUUAGAGCCAGUAGAUUCGUGUUCGUCACAGCACUGAGCCACGCCGUAUCUGUGGAAUGAUGAUGGUGUAUGGGCCUUCUCCUCUUUAGCGCUGAAAAGUGAAACUAUCACAACACAACGAACUUCGAAAGAGAGCGAAUGAAAAAAAAAACUACAAGCGAUUCAGAAGAAGGCAACUCGUAUUUUUGUGUUAUUUCGCGCGGUGUGAAUCGAAAGUGGAUCAAAAGCUUCGCGGUGAAGUUGGGGGAGGAAGUUUUGCGGGCUGCAACAAUUUCAGCAAAAAAAAGUUGGUGCCUGAAGAAAUUUGAAGUGUAAGUGAGCUACCGACCGAGAGUGGUAGAUAUCUGCUAAAUCCGAGGCGCUCGGCUUCGUAGUGGAUCGGAAGAGAAUUGCUGGAUUGUUGUUGUGCUCAGCCCCGUAGCAGAUCAUCACGAAGCCAAAAAAAGUGCACUGGACGGUAGAUUAGUUACGAGAAGAGGAAGCGCUCCGAAUAAACAACAAAGCCUAAGAUUGGAACUGAUGUGCUCGGUUCCAGGAAAUUGAACAAAAUAUAGGUGUACCAUACGGAAUUGACCAUCAUCGCAUCGGUACCCGGAAUUACCACUGCAGGGCCAGCUCGAUUCAGUGAUUUCUGAAAAGAUAUGUCGUCACGUCUGCUAUUCAUACUUGUCUGAAUUCGACCCGAUCUAUACCUUCGAGGCAAUGUACUUCAAAUGCAGCUUAAAGGCGAAAAGCGCCUGAGCGCUUUUUGGACACGCCUGUGCCAACUUCGUAGUGUCGCACCUUAGAAAUAUAACGUCCCACACGUGGCCACGUUGUUCGUAGCUGCUUCCUGAACACCGGACCGGAAGGAAUCUUCCGUUCUACCGGCUUCGGAGAGGCAUACCUAGGGCGAGGAGAAAUUCCCCGAAACCAAACCGCGCACCAAGCAAAACUCUUUCGAGGGUUUCAAUUGCCGAGUCGCCAUGUCGGAAGGAUUUGGCGCCGGUUCGCAGCAAGACGAUUUUCUUCAGCAACAACAAUCGCAGCAGCAGCAGUGGUCCUCCUACACCGUGAUGGAUUCGUCCCGCGUCUCGACCUGUCUCAUCUCGAUGCUGCUGAUCGUGUACGGGAGCUUUCGCAGUCUGAACAUGGAACAGGAACAGCGCGAGAAGGAGAAGAAACGGCAGAGCGAAAGCAUGAACAACCUCCUCACCGGGGAACCGGUACAACCGGAACAGAAUAAAUUUGCAACGCUGGACACGAUGCACGCCCUGUGUCUUCCGCUGGGAGCCUCCAUCUCUCUAUUGGUUAUGUUUUUCUUCUUCGACUCCAUGCAAAUGCUUUUUGCCGUCUGUACAGCCAUUAUUGCCACCGUUGCCCUGGCCUUUCUACUCCUCCCUAUGUGUCAGUACAUCAUACGGCCAUGUUCCGAUGGCAAUCGGAUAUCGUUCGGCGUUUGUGGACGCUUCACGGCAGCCGAACUGUUCAGCUUCUCGCUGGCCGUAUCCAUAGUCUGCAUCUGGGUUCUGACCGGACACUGGUUGCUCAUGGAUGCCAUGGGCAUGGGCCUUUGUGUAGCGUUCAUAGCCUUCGUCCGAUUGCCCAGUCUCAAGGUGUCCACGUUGCUGCUGACCGGGCUGCUCAUCUACGAUGUGUUCUGGGUGUUCUUUUCGUCGUACAUUUUUAGCACAAACGUCAUGGUUAAGGUAGCAACCCGACCGGCGGAUAAUCCGGUUGGAAUCGUCGCACGAAAGCUGAAUCUCGGCGGUAUCGUAAGGGAACCGCCCAAGUUGAAUCUCCCCGGAAAGCUGGUAUUUCCUAGCAUUCACAACAGCGGACACUUCUCGAUGCUCGGUCUGGGCGACAUUGUAAUGCCCGGCCUGUUGCUGUGUUUCGUGCUGCGUUACGACGCGUACAAAAAAUCUCAGUGCACCCAGACGGCCGAAGCGGGCGUUCCACCACCGAGAGGAGUCGGUUCUAGACUUACUUAUUUCCAUUGUUCCUUAUUAGGUUAUUUCCUCGGUUUACUAACCGCCACCGUUAGCUCGGAAGUAUUCAAGGCAGCUCAACCUGCACUGCUGUACCUAGUACCGUUCACAUUGCUACCUCUGUUGACCAUGGCAUAUCUGAAGGGCGACUUGAGGCGGAUGUGGAGCGAACCGUUCAUCAUACAGCAAGCAUCCAAACAGUUGGAGGUUUAAGUCAGCAUUUAAAAUACCCUCUGCGCUUUGCGCCCGCGUUCGGUCCGUUUCGGAAAGCAGAUUAGAACAACCACAAGCAUCAAGAUAGUAUUAGAAAACAAAAACACUCAUUAUGCAUGUAGAUGUUGAACUUUCUCUAAUGGAUCGCAGAACAAAAAAAAACAAACAAACAAUUCUCUAGAGAACAAAUUAAGUAAAGAACAAGGAUUUACAUAUAGCAAAUAAGUACUCAUAAGUAUAAUAUAUACAUUAUAUGUAAGUGCUAAGAUAAACAGAAUCCCUUUCUGAUGUGAGUGUAUUUAGUAAGGAAAAAAGAGCAAGCAAAAACAACUUGAUCUACAAGAUGAUAUCUUGACAACGUUGAAUAUGCGAAAUGUAGAGUAUAAAAAAGACAAAAAAUAAUUAAUCGGCUCCAGGCAGAGAUGGAAGGAAACAUUCUUUUAUGCCAAGAAUACUAGAGAAACGGUACAUGAUGAACAAACGCUACGAAACCAGUUAUGGCUUAAAUGCUGAAUGUAAAAAUUAAAUCAAUGAUAAAAAGAUUUGUAAUGUUUUUAUCAAUUUUUAUCAUUUCCGAAGACUAGCGAAAGAAAAAAUAUCUGUUUGGUCUGUUUCAAUCAAAGCACAUACUUUCGGUUCAACCAUGUAAGCCAGACUUUCCAGGUUCAGAUUAUAUAGUUUAUCGAACGUCAGAGAAGUAAGACUUCCGCGAUUUAACUUUAUACCAACCAAACUACAUCAAACAGUUAAUAUGCAAUCACUCGUAUUUCCGAAUCUUCAUUUAAGUUUCUUCAUACAUAUGUCGUCAGUGUCGAAUAGAAAAUGCUUUUCGAAUUCACCAAAUAAACAAACAAAAAAAAUGUAAGGUACCUCAAUCAAAAUCAACAUUAAAAUUCUGCUCCGCCAGCCUGCCUGUAAGACAAAUAUGGCACCAGAAAGUCAAAUUAUUAGUAACACUAGUGUUGGCGUAAACUUAUCGGACAAACAGGUUACAAUUGGAGAAAAGUCGGAAUGUUCUUUUUUUCUUAAUUUAAAUUUUUAGCCUCUCAGUGUUAGAGCAACCAUUUUUUUCCAAAACAAAGACAUCCAAAUAGUUGAACAUCAAAAUUUGAAGACAUCUCAUCCCAUCUCACCUAAAAACAUACAUUUAGCUGCAAUACUCUAACCCGCGGUUGAUCCCCUGUGUAAUAAGUGAAACUGUUAGAACAACAAACAAUAUAAACAAAAUGUGAUAAUUUUGAUUUAUUUCCGCACUCUCUGUGUAAUUGCCUAUAUAAAAAUAUCUCGAAUGUAUACUUCAUGAUUUUUUUUUUAUUUUUAAAUAGAAAAGUCUGUUUAAAAUAGUGAAAUAAAAGCGUUUUUGAACA